Molecule: messenger RNA, 603 nt
Organism: Pectinophora gossypiella (pink bollworm)
Lineage: Eukaryota; Metazoa; Arthropoda; Insecta; Lepidoptera; Gelechiidae
Product: larval cuticle protein LCP-17-like
Exons: 4
Coding region: 1-459 (152 amino acids)
Cellular component (GO): chitin-based extracellular matrix
Molecular function (GO): structural constituent of chitin-based larval cuticle
Source: RefSeq, a predicted model, not a curated record
AUGUUUGCAGGCGACAAUAUGAACAGAGAUAAAUUCUUGAUCAUCGCCCUUGCCGUCGCGUGCGCACACGCGCUUCCUGACGUGUCGCACCUCAGGAGCGAAGCCGAUGUGCCGAUCGUCCGGUCCAACUUCGAUGUGAACCCUGACGGCAGCUACCAGUAUGCCUAUGAGACCGGCAACGGCAUCGCGGCUCAGGCUGAGGGAGUUAUCAAGAACCCUAACUCCGAAUACCCCGCUCUUGAAGUCCAAGGCCAAGUGAAGUACACAUCUCCAGAAGGUGAACCGAUAUCUUUAACCUACGUCGCCAACGAAAAUGGUUACCAGCCCCAGGGCAGCCACAUCCACCCGGUGCCUGAGGCCAUCGCCCGCAGCCUGGCCUGGAUCGAGUCCCACCCACCGUCACCAUCAUCAUCAUCAUCAUUCGGACCAGCGGCACUCCGUUCGCUGGUAGGCCGCUAAAUGGCAGUCGCACCCACGUAAGAGCCGUCCACAAAUGACGCGAGGCGAUUUAAUGAUUUCUCUUCCCCUUACCCUCCCACUUGGUGAGAGAUCGUCAGAUUUGUCUCGCAAUUCUACUUCGUCUUGUCAAUAAAAAUAUUAAGA